Gilbertella persicaria is the source of this 624-nucleotide messenger RNA. RefSeq lists its product as uncharacterized. The transcript has a single exon. The annotation marks the transcript as partial. Gene Ontology annotation, molecular function: nucleic acid binding. NCBI's taxonomy places the organism in Eukaryota, Fungi, Mucoromycota, Mucoromycetes, Mucorales, Choanephoraceae. The record is from RefSeq and is a predicted model, not a curated record.
UUGCAAGAGUUUGAGAAUAUGUCUAUCAGUGAAGUGAGUAGAAAGGUAGGGCUCUCCAAGUCAACAGCUGCUCGUAAACUCAAGCAGUGGAAUCAAAUGACAAGCGAAAUAGCUGAAAAAGGAUUCCCUGAUUCUAUCGCAAUCAAAGUAGGAGAGGGACGAUCAGCAAUACUCAAAGACGAACAUAUUGUAUUUAUCUUUGAGCUGCUGGCUAAUGAGCCAACAUUGACAGUCGAAGCUAUUGCAGACCACCUGUCAAAAGAAUCCAGAGAUAUACAGAUCACCCCCAGAUCAGUGGAGAAUCACAUGAAGAAGAAGUGUCGCCUAACCUACAAGCGUAUCAUUCCUAGAUAUUAUGGCAGAAACACGGAUGAAACUGUUGCCAAAAGACGAGAUGCGGUAGCAUACUUGGUUACCCAGAACAUAGACUUUAUGAAUGAAUAUGUGUUCUUGGAUGAAGCUGGCUUUAACAGGAGCAUGCAUCGCUCAUAUGGACGGCCUAAGGCUGGAGCACCUUGCCAAAUUGAUGUUCAAACGAAGGGAGCAUAUGUCAGCAUCUUGGGUGCUAUUUGUAAAAGUGGUUUAAUCACAUUAUCCAAAAAAAGAAGUUGUACUUACUGCUAG